Molecule: messenger RNA, 4395 nt
Organism: Indicator indicator
Lineage: Eukaryota; Metazoa; Chordata; Aves; Piciformes; Indicatoridae
Gene: SLC22A4
Product: solute carrier family 22 member 4
Exons: 10
Coding region: 1-1662 (553 amino acids)
Biological process (GO): carnitine transport; transmembrane transport
Cellular component (GO): membrane
Molecular function (GO): transmembrane transporter activity; ATP binding
Source: RefSeq, a predicted model, not a curated record
AUGCGUGACUACGAUGCGGCCACCGCCUUCCUGGGCGAGUGGGGCCGCUUCCAACGCCUCGUUUUCUUCCUCCUCAGCGCCAGCAUCAUCCCCAACGGCUUCAACGGGAUGUCGGCCGUGUUCCUGGCCGGGACCCCCGAGCACCACUGCGCCGUGCCCCCCGAGGCCAACCUGAGCGCCGAGUGGCUUAAUGCCAGCAUCCCGCUGGAGACGCAGGGCGGGCAGGCGGCUCCGAGCCACUGCCGCCGCUACCGCCUGGCCGCGCUCCGCAACUUCUCGGCGCUGGGGCUCCGGCCGGGCUCCGACGUGGAGCUGAGCUCGCUGGAGCAGGAGCCGUGCCUGGACGGCUGGGAGUACAGCCGCGACGUCUACCACUCCACCAUUGUCACCCAGUGGAACCUGGUGUGUGAGGAUGACUGGAAGGCCCCACUGACCACCUCCCUCUUCUUCGUGGGGGUCCUCAUCGGCUCCUUCAUCUCGGGGCAGCUCUCAGACAGGUUUGGCAGGAAGAACAUCCUUUUCUUGACCAUGGCUGUGCAGACUGGCUUCAGCUUCCUGCAGAUCUUCUCCACCAGCUGGGAGAUGUUCACAGUGCUCUUUGUCAUAGUGGGGAUGGGACAGAUCUCCAACUACGUGGUGGCCUUCAUACUGGGCACAGAAAUUCUGGGCAAAUCAGUUCGUAUUCUGUUCGCUACCUUAGGAGUUUGCAUAUUUUUUGCAAUUGGCUACAUGUUGCUGCCACUGUUUGCUUACUUCAUCAGAGACUGGCGGAUGCUGCUGCUGGCGCUCACCGUCCCGGGGCUGUUCUGCGUCCCGCUCUGGUGGAUCAUUCCUGAAUCUCCUCGGUGGCUGCUCUCCCAGGGAAGAUAUGAGGAGGCAGAAGCAAUUAUCCGAAAGGCUGCAAAAAUAAAUGGUGUCCCUGUCCCAGCUGUGCUUUUUGACACCACAGAGAUGCAGGAUUCGAAGGCUGAGCAGCAGCAGAAGGCUAUCCUUCUGGACCUAUUUCGAACCCGAAACAUUGCAACUAUUACUAUUAUGUCAUUACUUUUGUGGUUCCUCACGUCCGUUGGUUACUUUGGCCUGUCCCUCAGCACUCCAAACUGGCAUGGCAAUGCCUACCUCAACUGUUUCCUCUCAGCUGUCAUUGAAGUUCCAGCUUACGUGAUUGCCUGGCUUCUCCUCCGCUCCUUCCCUCGGCGCUACUCCCUCUCUGGCAUCUUCUUCUUAGGGGGAAGUGUUGUCCUCUUCAUUCAGCUGGUUCCUGCAGAUUUUUAUGUCCUGUCCAUUGGCCUGGUGAUGCUUGGGAAAUUUGGCAUCACAGCUGCAUUUUCAAUGCUUUAUGUCUACAACGUGGAGCUGUACCCAACACUGGUACGGAACAUGGCAGUGGGAGCUACCUCCAUGGCUUCCAGGCUGGGCAGCAUCAUCGCUCCUUACUUUGUGUACCUAGGUGCCUAUGACAGAUUCCUACCAUAUAUCCUGAUGGGAAGCCUGACUGUGCUGAUUGGGAUCCUUACCCUCUUCCUCCCAGAGAGCUAUGGCAAUCCUCUGCCCGAGAGCUUUGAGCAAAUGCUGAAGGUGAAAUGUUUCAGGAAUGGGCAGCAAACUACUGUCAUUAGGAAUUCGAAGGAGAGUCCUAAAAUACUGGCAACCCCCUUGUGAAGAAGGAUGCACACUCUGAGUGGCCAAAAGAAGAACAAGAUCUUCUCAACAAGCAUUUUCUACCAGAAGAAACCAAACCAAACCCAACAGUCAAGUCUACUGCCCCAUAGUUGUUAUCUCCUGUGCUACUGUACCCAAAUACAUAGUUAACUGAACAGAUGCUGUCUGCUCCUGUAGGACUCUUCAUCUGUAAUCCAGUGUGCUGAUACCUGGACUCUGUCAGCAGGCACUGUUGAGAAAUGGGAGCCUGCUUGUGCUGAACAUGAUUGAUUCAAGGAGCAAUCUGGAAGUGAGCCUUAGGAACAAACCAGCCAAGGCCACAGUCAGUCAGGUUCUCAAUGAAAGCUGCUUAAAGAACAAAAAACCCAACAGAGAGCUGAUGGGUUUCUCAUUCUGGGUGUUGACUGGAUGAAGGGGAGCUGAGUGUCUAGCUUGGAAAAUCUCAGCACAUGCCCCUAAAUGAAAGAUCCCAGCCUCCUUUGAAAUCUGUGACCAAAGCCCCAUAGACUGAGUGGGACCACAACUGAGUUGCAGCAAAGCAGAUGUAGACUUCACCGUGGGGAUGUCUUUUAAACAAGACAUCAGAGCAUCUUUUGAUGUUGCUUGCUUUUCCCAGGAGCUGAGAUCCACUUCUCCCUCUAAAAGCUUUUCAUAUAGCCUGAGCCCACUGAAAUCUUUGGGCUUCAUCCAUGUUCAGUGUUUUGGAGGAAGCCCUUAACAUAGACAGGCCUAGAGCUUGCUGACCUUCUGGUGGGCUGUGCCUGCUUGCAAAAGCAACGGGCUUUAGGAAGUCACUGGUCCUAUCUGAAUGUGAUGGGCAGUUUUAGCUUUCAGCUUUUUCAUGGUGUAUUGGCAUAAGUAGUUUUGUAGAUCUUUCUAGGUUGGUUAGUUUGUUUGUUUUUCAAGCCUUUCAUUUCUCCUUUGACUAGCUAUGACGUUGUCCUGUACCAUCAGAGAAAGCUUGCUGCAGUUUCCAAACCCUCUGCAAAACCUUUGUGUAGCAUUUACAGACUGAGAGAGCUCCCAAAAUGCUGAUGUUUUGCACUGGAGAUGUUCACCUGCAGCUUGUCAGAAAACCCUAAAAGGCUUAUUUGGGAGCACAGCUGUAUUAAAACCAAACAAAAGCAAACAAAGCCAAUGUUUUGCUUUCCAAAUCCUGCUUUUCAGGUCUUUAACAGAGCUCCAUUGGGUGUAAACUCAAACAUAGAGCUUAGAGGCGUGCUACUACUGUUUUAUGAACACUACAGAGUCUGAAAACAAACAAAAAAUUAAGUAAAAUACCUUUUAUUUUUCUAUUUAUUGGAUGUGCCUGCACAUCUUGGCCACAUAGAGUCUAUCAGGCCUGGCAGACUGAUUUUUAUCCUCUAUAAGUAACAGCCUAGCCAUGAUUCACCUUCCGUAGGGACCCACAAAAUCACGCUGUCCCAUCCUAGACAUGGGGAGCUCACAGCAAAUUGUCUUGUGCUGGCACUUGGCAGAGGAGUGAGGCAGUCCCAGUAAGCUCAAGCACAAAUAUAAAGCUUUCAGACAUUUAAAUGCAAGGAAUUUGUGCAAUUAUUUCAAGCUGCUCUUUUGGGAUGUGGAAAUACUUGGGUUCCUUUCAUACUCAUUUUCUGCAGGUAUGCUGUUGCCAUAAAUGUCAAGUGGCAUGAAGCAAACCUGUGACCCACCCCCACCCCCGAUGUUCUUCAUCCCUUCUCAAGCCAAAAUUCCACUCAACAGCAACAGUAUUUAAUCUUGGUUUUACUUCUUGCAGAGUUAUCUACAGACUCACUGGUUAAACAGAACUAAAUUUCUCAACCAAACCUGUUUAGCACCAUAGGACUUGUUUGAGGACUUGGUUAAAUACAGAUGGCUGUAUUUUUAUGGAGAUUUUUUUGUAUUAAGUUGAUAUUAAGUUGAUAUUUUACGUGAUCCUGGGCCUGGGUUAUUUCUAAAAGGUAAAUAUUUUUGUACUCUUGAACUUUGUCGUAUCUUAAACCCUCGUUUUCCUUUUUUAAAUAAGAACAAAGUUGUGGGGGUGGGUUGUUUGUUUAAUCCUUGUUUUUAAUCAGUCUCACUUUCCUUGCUUAGACCACCGAUCUCAAAUAGUGACAUAUUUUGAUCUUUUUCGUGGUAGACUAAAAAAAAAAAUAGGGCUUUGACAAAAGUGAAAUGCCUGUCGGGCAAGUAUGUGAUGUUGGCAGGCAGCCUUAGAGUGUCUGAGCCUGGUCAGAAGGUGAGAAAGAGAUUGCUGCAGCUGAUGGACCAUUUGCAAGGACGAUUGCUGCCCUCUGGCAGUUCUCUCUCCCAGGCUUGCAAGGGGAUUUCUGAAGAGACUAAAAGUCUGUGGAAGAAUCAAACACGGAUGAUGAGUCUGGAGUGGCAGUUUGGGUUUUGUAAAGCUGAAGAAGUCAGCACUGCUGUAGUAGCUACUGGCAGAAAUGAGGUGUGUUGCUAGGGAGCUGUUUGAGCCUCUUGUUGCAGUCUUCAGUGAGUGUCCUGUGUCACUCGGUGGGGUGCAGGUGGUGCUCGCACACAGCUGGGAAACAGCAGGAAGGCUCCAACCUGGACACAGAUGGAAGCAUCAUCUGGGUCACUGCAACUGACCAGAGGGACCACUGUGCUGUGCCACCUCUGUCACUUCUGUCACGUUUACUUGGGUCUCUCUGUGCAACCUUUGAUCAUCAGGUGGCUUAAUGGAUCUGCUACAGCAUAGUUGGAGCUGUUGUGAUUGUCACUCAUUAACUUCUG